This is a messenger RNA of Rhodotorula graminis WP1, 1281 nucleotides long. RefSeq lists its product as uncharacterized. The record is from RefSeq and is a predicted model, not a curated record. The transcript is spliced from 10 exons. The coding region runs from base 1 to 1281 and encodes 426 amino acids. NCBI's taxonomy places the organism in Eukaryota, Fungi, Basidiomycota, Microbotryomycetes, Sporidiobolales, Sporidiobolaceae.
AUGGGACUCGCCAGCAAACUCGCCGCCGCCGGUGUGCCCGCCCCGGGUGCCGCCGGUGGAGCCGCCCCCUCGAACUACGGCGCUGCGCCUCCUCAGCAGCAGCAGCACCAGCAGCCUCAGCAGCAGUACGGCGCUCCUCCCGGUCCUCCUCCCGCAUACGGCUCCUCGUACUCGCCUGCCCCGACGCAGGACGGCAAGGCCUCGUACGCUCCUCCUCCCGGUCCUCCUCCCGCUCAGGGCCAGUACGCCCCGCCCUCGGGCCCGCCUCCUCCUGUCGGGUACGGCGGCCAGCAGUCGUCGCAGUACGGCCAGUCGCAGUACGGCCAGCCUCAGCAGCAGCAGCAGUACAACACCUACGGCGCACCGCCCGCUCCGGGCCGUGGCCCGCUCCCGCAGACGCCCGCUCCGGCCGGCGGUGCCGGCGGUGCCGUCACCGUCGAGAGCAUCCUCGCGCUUCUGCGCCACUGCGUGACCGACCAGAAGAUCCAGGCCUUCUAUCCCGACCCUCGCGCUCUCGAGCCCAUCGCGCGGCGCAUCGUCUCGUCCGGCGCUCUGCAGCAGAUCGCCUCCAAGUGGCGUCUCCCCAUGGAGAUCGCCGUCGACCUCUGCAAGCUCAGCCUGUUCGACGUCGUCCUCCUCAUCGACGACAGCGGCAGCAUGUCGUUCGAGGAGGGCGGCUCGCGCAUCGACGACGCCAAGCUCAUCGUCUCUCGCGUCGCCGAAGCUGCGUCCGCGUUCGACGACGACGGCAUCCAGGUCCGCUUCCUCAACUCGCGCAUCGAGGGCAACGGCCUGCGCAGCGAGGCGGACGCGCUCGGCCUCGUCGGCCAGAUCCGCUUCUCGGGCAUGACCCCGCUCGGCACCUCGUUUGACCAGAAGAUUAUCCAGCCGCUCAUCCUCGGUCCUGCGCGCGCCAACCAGCUCAAGAAGCCUGUCCUCGUCAUCGCCGUCACCGACGGCCAGCCCGGCGGCGAGCCUCGCGACACGCUCGCGCGCGUCCUCAUCAACGCGAGCAGGUCGCUCCAGCAGACGCGGUACGGCGCCGACGCGCUCAGCGUCACGCUCGCUCAGAUCGGCAACGACCCGCACGCGCGCCAGUUCCUCUCCGAGCUCGACGUGCACCCCGAGGUCGGCGACCUGAUCGACACGACGUCCAACUACGAGCAGGAGGAGGACGACUUUAUGCGCACGAGUGGCAUGCAGCUCACGCCCGAGCUUUGGCUCGUCAAGAUGAUGAUGGGCGGCAUCGACUCAUCUUAUGACGCCAUGGACGAGGCCUGA